Molecule: messenger RNA, 5041 nt
Organism: Prinia subflava (tawny-flanked prinia)
Lineage: Eukaryota; Metazoa; Chordata; Aves; Passeriformes; Cisticolidae
Gene: ZGRF1
Product: zinc finger GRF-type containing 1
Exons: 27
Coding region: 248-4846 (1532 amino acids)
Biological process (GO): nuclear-transcribed mRNA catabolic process, nonsense-mediated decay
Cellular component (GO): cytoplasm
Molecular function (GO): RNA helicase activity; zinc ion binding
Source: RefSeq, a predicted model, not a curated record
GCCCGCGCGUGCGCGGCGGCGUCGGGGGCGCGCCCGGCGCUGGGCGCACGUGACUUCCUCCUGGCGCGGCGUCGCGGCGUCGUGACGUCACGCGAGGCUCUGCGGCGGGAAGUUCGGAAAGGCGGCGGUGGAACCGCGAUCUCCAUCCCGGCCCCGGCCCCCACCCCGGAGCCGCUGGCUCUGGUGCAUCCUGACCAUUUCCCUCAGGCUGUGGGAAGAUGUGGAUAUUUGUGAAAUAAUCUGUUGGAUGACUGUUGCCAAAGCAAUGGCCUCCCAAGAAUUUACUGUGUUAUACACUCACCAAAAGAUGAAAAAAUCAAAAACAUGGCAAGAUGGAGUUCUGAGGGUUAGAACUGGCAGAAAUCAGGCUACCUUGUUUGAUGAUAAAGGACAAUGUCUGGAGAGUAUUUUUAUAAAAUCUCAGGUGACUCCUGGAGAUGAUUUCGAAAGUGAGCGGUAUUUAAUCACAGUUGAAGCAGUCAAAGUGAGUGAAAAGCCCUCUGGAGAGCAGCCAAAGAAAGCAGAAACCCCAGCAGUGGAUAGGAACGGUGUCAAACCUGGUCUCCUACCCCCAAGACAUCUCCCUGUCGGCCUGAAAAGGAAGGUUACGGGGUUCCAAGGGCCACGCCAAGUUGAGAAGAAAAUACCAGCCCUGGAAGAUGAAGAAAAACCAACAGUGUUGCCUUUAUCUAAGGAGUGCCAAGGGAGUUUUCCAUCCAAGUUUUAUAUCAGCUCUCCGUUAUUUUCUACGGUUCGCAGGAAGGAUGCAGAAACAAAGCCCUCUGCAGGCUGUCAGGAAGAGGGAUUUUGGGACAACGGCAGAGAACAAAUGUCUGUGUCCUCACUGCUUUCUGCUCCCUUUAGUGACAGCUGUGAGGAGGCAGAGAAGCAAAACUCCAAUCAGUUUGUUGUGAGGCCAGAAUCUCCUCUCCUUUCGGGGCACGCUGGUCCUGGGACAGUGUCCCACCACAUCAGGAGCACAGCACAGAUAAUCGCUCUUCUGAAGUCUAAACCAGCACAAGGACACAGAGAGCAAACAUCUGGAGUCACAGGUUGUCCUGGCAGGUUUCAGGCAGCAGAAAAUGCAGAUUUCUGUGACAAAAAAAGCCCAAUCCUAGCUGCUUUUUCAGGCAGCCCUGCCAAAGGACUCGUUCCAGAUACUCAGCACCUGCCUUUUAUGCAGGAAACUGUAAGUGAUAAAAUGGACUGGAAUUCUCAAUCACUUCCAAAUUCAGCUGGACAACCUUGUGAAGGAGUCACAGGACAGAGACAAGACCAAAAGCCCAACUGUGUGGACAAUUUAUUACAGAAGACAGAGGCAUAUAUUGUACCCAUAGCAGCAGCCCAGAGAGACCCUGGGACAUCUGACUGGCAACCAAAGUCUCCAGGUUCCAGGAGCCUUCAUAAGGAUGAUGCUGACAUUAUCAGAGAAGGGAAUUUUCAAAUGAAGCCUGAGGUUAUUGAAGAGCCAGGAAUAAAUCAGUCCUCACUGGCACUGGAUGUGUGUCCUGAAGUGCCACCAUGGACAGUGUCACCCUCUGAGCUGAGACAAGCACAGUGGACUGCCUGGGAACCUGGCAAGAUUUCAUCAGAACCGACUUCCCCAGCUGAUCCAGACUCUACAAUUUCUCCACCCUGGGGAAAUGAGGAGACUGAUGGAGACAUCCAGGAGCCCCUAACACGUGGGAUCUUACCAAGUGAACCAGGACUCCCAGAUCUUUUUUUCACCCGGGAGAAACGCCGCGAUGCAGAGGAAUGCAGCCUCCCACGCUGCAAGCCCACGAUGAAAACACGAACUCCAUUUGUCACCCUUCCUGCCACCGACGAGAUUCCUGACGUGUUUCACCCCACUGAGAGCGAGCAGGUCCAGCAGUCUUUGGGCUCUUCAGGAAACAAUCUGUGCAGCAAGUCUGUGGCAUUUCCUAGGAGUGCUCCUGGCCCUGAGGACAGGAAUUAUGAAACCUCUGUGUUUGGGGAGUGCAUGGAAGAUGAACAAAGGGGAUCUGUGCCACCAGUGCUCCCUAAUGUGACUUCCCAACGCAGACAAAGCAAGUGGCUGAAGUAUCAAAGCAGUGCUCAGUGUGAUUUGAUCCCUGAGAGCAGCGCUGACGAGGAGGAGGAUGGUGACAUCUGUGCUCAGAGCGUGCUCGGAAUGCCGCCGGCUGUCACAGGAGAGGGCAGAGCCGUGGGGAGCUGGCCCGGGGAGCUCUCCGGGGCUGCAAACACCGCCCACCCGCCUCUGCUCUCAGAGGGGAAGGGACUGGCCCUGCACUUAAGGCAGACACCUUUGGCUGCGGCCACACAAAAGGUGUUGAGUCACCUGAGCUACCACAGUGGAACUGGAGACGACCAGGACAUAACAAUUUCUGAGUUGUCUUUUCCUCCUGUGGAUAAAGUGAAACACGCCAAUCUUCCUAAAAGGAAGAUUUCCAUCCCAGCUGUGUUUCAGUCUCACACUCACUACAAACAGGUUUUUAAAGCUGCUUUGACAGAGCAAUUGAACAUAAUGCUGUUUGAGUUGGCACAGAGACUGCACAAUGCCCUCUCCAAAGUGGAUAUAUCAUUUUACACUGCAGUGAAAGAUGGGCAAAGCCAAGGAAGCUGUGCUCCACUCUGCAACCACAUGCACCCUGCUAAGCUGGUGAUGGUUAAAAAAGAAGGUCAAAACAAGGGUCGUUUGUUCUACGCCUGUGAUGCCCCAAAAGCUGAGCAGUGUUCCUUUUUCAAGUGGAUGGAAGAUGUGAACCCCACACAGACAAAAUCCAGACCGAGCGCAGUGCUCCAUGAUACAAAAAGUAUUGGGACAUACCUCAGGAGUCAAAAGAUUGCUGUCUAUGAGGAGUGCCAGCUUUUGGUGAGGAAAGCCUUUGAAAUUCCAACACAGCGAUACAGUAAGUUCAAGAAAUUUAUGAAUACACCUGCCAGCUUUGAUGGUGACUCCAAACCCAAAUUAUACCUGAAACUAAGCAGAAAGGAGCAUUCUUCUCUCUACAGCAAAGAUGACAUCUGGGUUGUCUCAAAGACUCUGAACUUUGAUCCCAUCGAUACUUUCAUUGCAAGCAGUGCUUUCUUUGGCCCGUCCUCCAACAAUGAAAUAGAAUUGUUACCACUGAAGGGCUACAGUCCCUCCAACUGGAGAUCAAACAUGUGUGUUCACGCCUUGCUGGUUUGUAAUGCCAGUGGUGAGCUGGCAUCCUUAAGGAACAUGGAGGAGCACUUCAAUCCAUCCACAUUACCAAUAAUCCCUUAUCUCCUGAAAAUGAAUUUUAAUUCUGAAGAUGGUAGGAAAAGAGUCAACAAAAGGAAAUUUACUCCACCUGCCAUGAGCCUGAAGUGCUCCAGGACGUCUGGCCCUGUGAGCUGUGAAGUGGCAAUGGGAGUGGCUGAAGAGAUGAUCCAGAGGUUCUCCCUGAACCCAGACCAGGCAGCAUCACUGAUUCACGUGGCUCAGAUGAUGACCUGUGAGAACCCCACAGCGGGGGAGGAACAUCUCAGCUUCCCCAUCACAAUCAUUCGUGGUGUUUUUGGAGCUGGCAAGAGCUACUUGCUGUCUGUGGUGAUCUUGUUCCUCGUGCAGCUCUUUGAAAGCAGUGAAGCCACGGAGGGUCCAAGGGCAACUCCAUGGAAACUUCUCAUUGCUUCUUCCACCAACGUUGCUGUGGACAGGAUACUGCUGGGUCUGCUCGAUCUUGGAUUUGAGGACUUUGUAAGAGUGGGAAGUAUAAGGAAGAUCACGAAAGCAAUUCUUCCCCAUAGUUUACAUGCAGGCUCAGGAAAUGAAAACGAGCAGCUGAAAGAGCUGCUGGCUCUCAUGAAAGAAGAUUUGACUCCAGCUGAAAAAAUAUAUGUCAGGAAGAGCAUUGAGCAGCAUAAACUGGGAACCAAUAAAACUAUUCUGCAACAGGUGAAGGUGGUUGGAGUGACGUGUGCUGCCUGUCCUUUCCCUUGUCUGAACGCGCUCAGGUUUCCCGUGGUGAUGCUGGACGAGUGCAGUCAGAUGACUGAGCCUGCUUCUCUCCUCCCCAUCGCCAGGUUUCAGUGUGAAAAGCUUGUCCUUGUUGGAGACCCCAAGCAACUGCCACCAACUAUUCAAGGGUCUGAGAGUGUUCAUGAGCAGGGAUUGGAGCAGACUCUCUUUGACCGGCUCUGCCUAAUGGGACAUAACCCAAUUCUUCUUCGGACACAAUACCGCUGUCACCCUGCCCUCAGUGCCAUUGCUAACGAGCUGUUCUACGACGGGAACCUCAUUGAUGGGAUUUCUGAGCAGGACAGGACUCCUCUAUUGGAAUGGCUUCCAACACUCUGCUUUUAUAGCAUUCAUGGCAUGGAGCAAAUUGAAAGAGACAACAGCUUUUAUAACAUGGCAGAAGCUCAUUUUACAGUCAAGCUCAUCCAGUCUCUGAUUGCAAGUGGAAUAGAAGGAGCUGCUAUUGGUGUGAUUACUCUUUAUAAAUCACAAAUGUACAAGAUCCAGAAUUUGCUCAGUGGGGUUCACUCCGAGGCUUUUGAAGUCAAGCCUGUCCAGGUGUCCACGGUGGAUGCGUUCCAAGGCGCUGAGAGGGAAAUCAUCAUCCUGUCGUGUGUCAGGACGAGGCAGCUUGGCUUCAUAGACUCAGAGAAGAGGAUGAACGUGGCACUAACGAGGGCAAAGAGGCAUCUGCUGAUUGUGGGAAGUCUGCCCUGUCUGAGCAGGAACAGGCUGUGGGGAAGAGUAAUUCACCACUGCAAAGGAUGGGAAAAUGGCUUACAACACGCAAGCCAGUGUGAGCAACGGCUAAAUGACAUUCUCAAGUCUUACUUGGAGAACUGGGAGGAAGAAAAACAGAGUAAGAAAAAGGAGAAAUAAAAUAUGUAUUGAUUUUAUGAACAAAAUAUUAACUGCAUGUCUAUAGCAAUAGCUCUGACAAUUUUUAAUCUAGUAUUUAUUUAAUGUGGGGUAUUUUUGUUUGGAUCUCAUUGCACUGAUACUUCUGUUUGACUUUGUGGUCAUAUGACUGAAAAUUAUUAAAGUGGUUUAUAACUUUAUUUGGUUUAUAACCAU